GUUGGUGAGAUCGGUGAAUAUCCUUGAUUCCUUUUUUUCCAUUGUGGUGAAUCAUAGACCACAACGACACCGAACCUAAGGAAGAAAAAAAGCGUAUCCCGAGGCACUACAUCAGAAUCCAUAGAUAUUUUGGCGUAGAAUACUUAUUUUCAUUUGUAUACCUUUCCUUUCGAUUCUCUUGUUCCCAGGAUAGGGAUCAAGGACAGGUUUGAUUCCUUUCCCAUUUCGUCCACCCUCUCAACUUCCGGGCGAAUAAGAAGCGGACCGCCACCACAACCCUUCUCUUUCUUUUUUUUUCUCUCUCUCCCUCUUUCUUUUUUUUUUUCAAGACCGCCUAUCCUUCAGAGGGGGAUGAGCAGUGAUUUCGAGCGCCUCGUCCUUGGCGACGGCGAGGCGGCACACCUGCCCAAGCCCUUUCCAUCCAGGGCUUCCGCCGAUCGCGGCAACGCGAACCCGGUGGAGAUUCCCAGCUUUUUACGUGACGAGGGGGAGGGGCUCACGCCGAAUUCCUCGCCCUCCGCGCCCGGGAGUGGCGCCAUCGGCCACACCGUCUUUCCCUGCGCGCCGCGUGGCGGGUCGGGGCGGGACCGCCAGGCCGCGGCGUCGCGCGUUUCCGACCAGACGGCGCCCUCCUCGACGACGCUCGCGGGGUCCUCGGUGGAGCGGCUGUGCUUCACGACCGCCGCCGGGCGGGCGUGGAAUCUGCGGCGGCAGAAAAUCCUCGGCAAAGGCAGCUACGGCUGCGCGACGCUGUAUCGUCAGGACGAGCCCGUGGGGCCCCCUCCGAGCUCCGGCUCGCGCGCCUGCACCGCCGCCUCGUCGUGGACGAUCGCGCCAGCGGAGGGGGGUUCUUCGGGGUGGCCGCCCGGGGAGACCCCGGCGCUCGUGGUGGUGAAGGAUAUCAACUUUCAAACGAUGUGCAACCGCGAGGAGGAGAUGGAAAACCUACGAAGCGAGGUCGCGAUCCUUCGCAGCGUGCGAGGCCACCCGAACUGUUUGCAGUAUCUGGAUUACCACGAGGCGAAUCGCAUGGCGUACGUCAUCACGGAGUACUGCGAGGGGCGGGAUUUGGGGUUCAUCCUGGAAAACCUCCAGCAGGAAGGGGCAGGGGGGGUUCUCCCGGCCUCCUGCGUGAUCGCCGUCGCCGGGGUGAACCACUUCACGGAGGCCUUCCUCGCCUCGAUGCUGAUCCAACUCAGCAUGGCGUUGUAUUUCCUCCACACGACGCGGCGGGUCUGGCAUCGGGAUGUGAAGCCGCAGAACCUCUUCCUCCUCGCCGAUCGCGCCACCCUCCGCGUCGGCGAUUUCGGCUCCGCGACGAAAGUCGGCGGGGUCGGCGAUAAACUCAGCGCGGCCUGCGGAUCGCCCUUUUAUAUGGCGCCGGAGCUCCUUGAGGAGCGGGGGUACGACGCGGGCGUGGAUGUCUGGUCCGCCGGCGUCGUCCUCCACGAGUUGAUGGCGCUCCGCCGGCCGUUUGAGGCGCGGACGGUCCGGCAGCUCCUCCCUCGCCUGCGGGAGGGCCCCCCUUCGCUGGAUCGCGGCCACUACUCCGCGGAGCUCCACGCGCUCGUGCGGUCGAUGCUCACCGUCCGCGCGGACGCCCGGCCGACGUUUCGGCGGAUUCUGCGUAGCCCCUACGCGCGCGCGCACCUCGCGGACCUCCCGGUGUCGGUUCUGCGCGAGGAAGGGGGAGGGGGGGGGGGGAGUUAUCGCGAGGUCUUCGGCGACGCGGCCGUCGCGGAGGCGAUCGCCACCGCCAUGGGGGGGGUUCGACCUCCCAAAGAAACCCCGGCGAACGCGGAGGAGGAGGCCCGGUGGAAUGCGGAGUACGCGGAUGACCCGUUCGAGGACGACGACGAGGACGGCUAG
Messenger RNA from Phytomonas sp. EM1, 1869 nucleotides. Lineage: Eukaryota; Euglenozoa; Kinetoplastea; Trypanosomatida; Trypanosomatidae. The record is from the annotation of a GenBank genome assembly.